Molecule: messenger RNA, 3678 nt
Organism: Vespa mandarinia (Asian giant hornet)
Lineage: Eukaryota; Metazoa; Arthropoda; Insecta; Hymenoptera; Vespidae
Gene: Mondo
Product: MLX interacting protein mondo
Biological process (GO): regulation of transcription by RNA polymerase II
Cellular component (GO): nucleus
Molecular function (GO): protein dimerization activity; DNA-binding transcription factor activity, RNA polymerase II-specific; RNA polymerase II cis-regulatory region sequence-specific DNA binding
Source: RefSeq, a predicted model, not a curated record
UGGCGCAGCGAAGUGUCGAUAGAGAAAGAAAAGAGGAGGUAAACGCGACAUACGGCGAGCAUAAAGGAGAAGGAUGCAGGCCGGAUUGAUCUACAGGAAGCCCUCGACGAUGAUGACGUCGAGCCAGGGCAUCGUCGGUGCCUUCGGACGAUCCGCAGGUGGGAAGGAGGCUGUCCCUAACGAUAAAACGAGAAAAACCGUGGAACGAGACUCGAAAGAGACGAUACACUCUGGUCAUUUCAUGGUUUCUGAUUUCGAGGCGGAGGCUCAGGACGACGAGGACGAGCUCGCCGUUCCCGUUCCGGACGAGGAAAAUGGAAAAUUGGCGAUCAUGACGCCGGUCGGUUUUUCCCUAAAAAAGUUUGUCGACGGUGAUAUUCUCGACGACAAACCGAAUUCUCAACAGCAGCUCAGCAUCGAGACGUCCUUGAACAAGCUCUUUCAGUGCAUGUCCUUGGCCUACAGACAGAAGCUGACGUCGCCCAAAUGGAAUCGCUUCAAAGGGAUCAGACUGAGAUGGAAGGACAAGAUCAGAUUGAACAACGUUAUCUGGAGAUGCUGGCACAUGCAGUUUAUACUGAAGCAAAACACGUUGGUGUGCCAGUUCGCGUCGCCCCUGGACGUUGACACUCAUAAUAAGCCGGAGGCGGUCGUCCUGGAAGGCAAAUACUGGAAGCGAAAACUUGCUGCGGUUACUGCGGAAUAUAAGAAAUGGCGCAUGUUCUACAGAAACAAAAUUCUUGGCUGGACGAACAAGGAUGGUACCGAGGUGAUGGAAUCGAUGGACACGCUAGAUUGGAACAAUGGCAUGGAAACGUCGGAAAAUUUUGGCACGAAUACGGCGAACGCGUAUGGGAGCACCGGUGGGGCUCACAGCGGAGAGAGUAUGAUGGUUGACGAAGACUAUAUGGAGCUUAUGACGGAUACGCUAUUCUCCACGAUUAGUUCGAAUCAACCUAUAUACUUUCCAGAUCCUAGAGAAAUCGCGCGCGGAGCGAGCCUGGCGGAUUUCAUUCAACCGAGCUUGGGACCACUUCAACCUAAUCUCGACGAUUUUAUGGACACGCUCGAGCCUUUGCAAGAAUUCUUGAACUCAAAGUUACCGCCUGUACCGGAAGAGGAGGACAUGUUUCGAGGUGGUAGCUUAAACGCCAAUUAUCCCGAUAUCGAUCUGAUGACGCCGAUCAAUCAGAUGAACGAACUGAACGAGGAGGCUACGUCGAAGGACGAACGCUCGUCGACAGUCUUGUCUGUGGAACGAGGAAACGGCAUGCAGAAUCUUCAAUAUACCGGAAAGAUAUAUAACCAGUCUGAGGCGGAGUCUAGCAGCGUUUAUAGGAAUGACAUGGACGUAGAGAUGAAUUACAGGGCUGCCGUAGAAGAAAAUUUUGAGAGGUCGACGGCGACGAGAACGACGAGGACGGCGACGACGACUGCGACGGCGAUUACGACUACGACGACCACGACGACUGCGACGACUACGACGACUACGACGACUACGAGUAAUGGUCAAUCCACGCGUGAAAAGAUCCGACAAGAGAAUCGUCGUUCCGGUAGAAUAAGUCGCGUGAUACAACAGACCCACCAACAGACAUCUCAACGAGCUGACGCGUAUCGGCAGGCCGUUCAAAGUGUACAAACGGUUCAACGAAAUUCGGUCUACGAGCAGCCGCCGAGCCAGCAGCAAUCUUCUUAUGCCAUGGAAGUACAAGCGACGGUCCAAUUGGCCGCUCCCGUCGACAAUCGAAUACAGGUAGCGACGUUGAACGAUCGUUCCGUCGUCAAUGCGACCCAAAUCUCCUCGAUGGCCGCCGAGGUACAAAAUUUGGUAACGGCCCAGCAGCAAAGCUUUGCGCAAAGUAACGCGGCAUUGCCGGGCACUCAACAGCACCGGUCCAUAAGAUCUUUACCGCCUACACCGCCGAUGUCUACGAAGCCUUAUAAAAUCGUUCAACCACAGCCCAAUACUUGUUACAAGCUAUCGAACAUCGGUCAAAACUUUAAUACUCAGCAACAAUGUAAAUUCACCGGCAAUAACUUCAAGACGCAUCAUCCCGCUCAGCAACAAGUCGUAUCGCUUCCAACGCAACAAUCAACGCAAUCGCCUAUACUUUUACAAUGCAGAUCUUCCGGAUUGGAUCUUACAUUGCAACCGACAAAAUUAGUACCACAAUCGAUCCAAACUACGUCGGAGAAGGAGGUCUUUGCGGUGCCUAAGUACCAAAUGAAAGCACGAAACAGAUCUAGGAGCAGUUCUUCUUUGAUACCUCCGAGGAUGAAUCAAUUGCCCUUAGCCUCGGCAAUUAGCGACCCUGCUCUAAAUUUAAAUAACAAUGUCUUGCUUGCGCAUCUCCUUACCAACAAUACGUCCGGUAUAUGUACGAUGAACGCCUCGACCGAAAAAAUAAUACCAACGACGAAUAAUCAAUCCGGCACGGUUAAGCAUAUAUUACCUAUUUUACCGCCGACGGCUUCAGCCACCCAAGUAACAACUACUCAUCACAUUGCAACGCCAGUCACGGUUCAAGCUAUACAAACUUCCUCUAUGCAAGCAUCGCAGCACCAACAACAACAACAACAACAACAACAACAACAACAACAGGGAAUACAAUCGAGUCAACAGAUUCUCUUGAACAAUCAAACUCAUCCACCGCAGAACAGUCCUGGCUCGCCCAAGGAUCAUUCCAACGCGCCUAGUCCUCAAGCUUUGAGUCUAAGUCCUCUUCACAGUCCAAUGAGCAUCGGUAGUCCAUUGUCGCCAACGCGAAGUUACGUUAAAGGAGAAUCGGAACGUGGACAGUACAAGGAACAAAGAAGGGUCGGCCAUAUCCAUGCCGAACAAAAGCGUAGAUACAAUAUUAAGAAUGGCUUUGACAUGCUUCACAGUUUAAUACCGCAGCUCAAUCAAAAUCCCAAUGCAAAAUUGAGUAAAGCUGCCAUGUUACAAAAAGGAGCAGAUUAUAUUAAACAAUUAAGGGCAGAAAGGAAUCAGCUCAAGGAGGAGAUGGAUAAUUUGAGACAUCAGAUCGAGUGCCUUAAUACUUCUAUCAGUAAUUGUCAAUCCAUGCUUCCUGCAACGGGUGCACCAGUCUCGAGACACAGAACCAAUAAGAUGAAGGAAAUGUUCGAUGAAUACGUUCGCACCCGUACUCGAGAAAAUUGGAAAUUUUGGAUCUUUAGCAUUUUGCUUGAACCCCUAAUGCUAUCCUUCAAUACUUCGGUAUCAACGGCGAGUAUCGAGGACCUCUACAGAAGUACAAUAUUAUGGGUCGAGCAGCAUUGCUCGCUCGUAGAUCUCAGGCCAGCUGUUCUCAACUCCCUAAGGUAUCUGUGUACUGCCACUGAUAUUUUGGCAGAUCCUGGUCGUCUGCCCGAGGAAGCACUCGCGGCGGUUAAUAGAACGGAACGACGGCGAUCCAUACAGUGACGAUCGAGUUCUGAACGGAGAUCUAUUGGAAAAGAAAACGCGCGAAAUAUAUUGAGACGCCAUGUAGAAAUCUAAAGUUACCUUACCCAGUAAGGCCGUUAAUAAUCGAAGAACAUAUUCAAAUAUGUGAUAUAAGUCAUAUAUUUUUGUCAAAGCACAAACUCGUACAUUCAGGAUCUUUCAUUAAAGUCCUUUAAUAGCAAAAAAGAAAUGUCAUUGAAGAAGAUUCGAUCGAUCGAUGGGGAUCGCUC